This is a messenger RNA of Quercus lobata, 1598 nucleotides long. Its product is annotated as ankyrin repeat-containing protein BDA1-like. The coding region runs from base 16 to 1452 and encodes 478 amino acids. NCBI's taxonomy places the organism in Eukaryota, Viridiplantae, Streptophyta, Magnoliopsida, Fagales, Fagaceae. The transcript is spliced from 2 exons. The record is from RefSeq and is a predicted model, not a curated record. Gene Ontology annotation, molecular function: protein binding.
AUAACCUUCUCGAGAAUGGGUGAUAGAAUUCAAAGGUUGAAUCAAGUUGCUCAAGAUGGAGAUAUUGUUGCGAAAAUUCAGAGGUUGAAUGGGAUUGCUCAACAGGGAGAUAUUGAUGCCUUUUACAAUAUAAUUCGGGAGGAUGUAAAACUUUUGGAGCACAUCGAUGAGUUCCCAUUUAUUGAUACUCCUUUACACAUAUCUGCAUCUGCUGGACAUUUCCCAUUUUCCCGUGAGAUGAUGAUAUUAAAGCCCUCUUUUGUCAGCAAGCGAAAUCUAGACGGGUAUACCCCUAUUUACCUUGCUCUAUUGAAUGGGCAUACAGAGAUGGUGCGUCAACUUCUACAACACAAUGCAGACCUCGUUCGUGUCAAAGGGAGGGAGUGUAUGACUCCUUUGCAUUACACAGCAACAACAAAUGAUAACCUUGCUUUAUUAGAAAAUUUUUUAUCAGUCUGUCCUGAUUCUAUUACAGAUGUGACAACACGAAAUGAAACCGCUCUUCAUAUUGCCCUCAAAUACGACAAUUUGGAGGCUUUUAAAUUCUUGGUGGGAUGGCUCCUAAGGAAGUGGCCUUAUUGGAGGAAAAUCCUGGAGCAGAAGGAUGUGGAAGGCAAUACUGUAUUGCACAUUGCAGUAUCUAGAAAUCAAACACAGGCUGUGUCUCACUUACUAGAUUGGGGUGGGAGAUUUGUGAACAUAAACGAGAAGAAUUUAGAGGGUAAAACAGCGUUGGACAUCUUGGAAGGACAACGAAGACAAGGAGUAGACAACAGCGAGAUGAGGGUUAUACUAGAGAGUGCUGGAGCUUUAAUAGCUUCAUCUCUUCCUACUGUUACUUCUUCUUAUGCACAUUAUCUAAGGAUGCCCGGAAUUUCUGAGGUACUAAAAAUAACAUUUAUUGGUAAUCAAGUGUCGAAGAGCAUAUCAGACGAAAAGCGCAAUGCGUUGCUGGUUGUUGCGGCACUGCUUGUAACAGUGACCUUUCAAGCGGCAAUCACCCCUCCUGGGGGACUUUGGCAAGAUGAUCUGUUCAAACCCAAUACCACAGAUGUACUCCGACGUAGCCCAGAUGAUCUGUACAAAUUGAAUAUCACAGCACCACAUAGAGCAGGGUCAGCCAUUGCUUGGAACACAAAACGUUUUGCGAUUUUCGUGGCUUGUAAUUCUGCUAUAUUUUAUUCCUCAAUCGUAGUAAUGGUUGUCCUCGUUCCACCAGCCGAAUUCGUUGGCAUCAUUUUAGCCCUAUUCUCUCUAUUCCUCAUUCUCAGCUAUUCUUGUUCAAUGGGGACCAUAACCCAGGGUUCAGACCAGUCCGCAAUAAUUUUUUUUUUUUUACCAAUUAUUUACUUCAUAUUAUUAGUCAUUAUAAUCAUUGCAAUUAUGGGGUCAAAUUAUUUACUGAAUCUUAUAAGGAAGGAAAAACUAAAAAAAAAAUAUAGCCGAGCUUAGAGCUAUUGCAUCUAGAAUGUGUAUCAGUUUGUAUUUUUGUUUACUAAGAAAUUUCGAGAAUAAAAUUUAGCUUAUAUAGGCAUGGUUGGAAGUACCCAACGCCAUCUAUGAAUAUAAUGUAUGUAUGUAUGUAUAAUAUUAUUGCA